AUGUCUAAGAACUCGGAGUUCAUCAAUCUCUCAUUUUUAUUAGAUCAUGAGAAGGAAAUGAUCCUGGGAGUCUUAAAGAGAGAUGAAUAUUUGAAAAAAGUGGAGGACAAGAGAAUAAGGAAGCUGAAAAACGAACUCUUAGAAGCAAAACGUAAAAGUGGGAAGACUCAACAGGAGACCAGCAGAGUCUGUGUUCACUGUCAGAGAAACCUGGGCUUAAUAUUUGACCGGGGAAACCUAUGCCAGGCCUGCUCACUGAGAGUGUGCAGCGAGUGUCGGGUCUCAGGCCUUGAUGGCCGCUGGAAGUGCACCGUCUGUGCCAAAGUCACGCAGCUAAGGAUUGUAACCGGUGAAUGGUUUUUUGAAGAAAAGGCAAAACGUUUCAAGCAAGCCAAUGUUCUAGGCACUGAUGUUGUCCGACAGUCCAUCUUAAGAAGAAAUCCAGGAGCUGAAGAAAUACAAAGCCACGAGAAAAACCGCGAGGAAGCAGAAAAGUCAAACACUUCACCUUCUGCUGGGCAGAAGGCCAGUCAUGAUGGACCCAAGAGAAAGGGAUUUCUUCUUAGCAAGUUCAGAUCAGCAACCAGAGGAGAAAUCAUCAUAGCUCCAAAAACUGAAAGUGGACGGAGCUACAGCUUGGACUUAGAUAGCCAAAAUUUUCGGCAUUUAAAGUCAGCCCCCAGUUCAGACAGAGGAAGCACUGGUUCAUCAGAUCUUAAUGACCAGGAAGUUGGUCCUGGGACCCCGAAGAGCAGCCACAGCAGUGGUAUGACCCCAGUCACUCAGAGGUCACCAGCCCCAAGCAUACACAGCAUGGCCUCAGUCAGCAGUAGAGAGCAUGGUUUUGAAAAUUCGAUGGAUUCGGCUGUCAUUGAAGGCACCUCUGAGGACUUCACAAAGAAUCAUCGCAGAAACACUUCUGGUACACCUUCGAUAGCAGUGUCCCAGGCCUCCCUCUCCUCAGAUCGGAGUCAAUCUGAGUUAGAUUUGAGUGGGUCAUUUGCAGAAGAUUUAGAAGAUACUGUAAAUUUAAGGAGCAAGUCUGUCCCUGGGGCUUUAGACAAAGACUUGGACUUCUUGGAAGAGACUGAAGAAGGCAUUCAUGACUUAGUGUCCUCCAGGUUUUCUGAAAACACCCACAGCCUAGCAAGUGGCCUGUCAACAAAUUCUCAAGCAGGCUCUGACAAGAAAUGGACCUACCUAAAUGUGCCUGAUGCUGACUCAGACACUACCAGCCUUAACAGCAUGAUGAGUGUUUACAGUGAAACAGGAGACUAUGGCAACUUGAAGGUCAGUGGUGAAAUUCUUCUCCACAUCAGCUACUGCUACAAAACUGGCGGGCUCUACAUUUUUGUCAAGAAUUGCAGAAAUCUGGCCAUAGGAGACGAAAAGAAACAGAGGACAGAUGCUUAUGUCAAGUCAUACCUUCUUCCUGACAAAUCUAGAAACAAUAAGCGCAAGACCAAAAUCAAAACAGGCACCAAUCCAGAAUUCAAUGAAACACUAAAGUAUACUAUCAGUCAUACCCAGCUGGAAACAAGAACGCUGCAGCUCACAGUCUGGCAUUAUGAUCGAUUUGGACAUAACAGCUUCCUCGGGGAGGUAGAGAUUCCUUUUGACUCAUGGAACUUUGAAAAUCCAAGUGAUGAGUGGUUUGUUCUUCAACCAAAGGUGGAAUUAUCUGCUGACAUUGGCCUUCAAUACAAAGGAGAGCUGACAGUUGUUUUACGUUACAUUCCUCCAGAUGAGAACCUGAUGCUCCCACCAGGACAAUAUCAAGGAAAGAAGACUUUUAAAAGGGGAAAGAAGGAGUCACCUGUACUCUCUGGAGGAAUACUAGAAGUGUUCAUCAAAGAGGCAAAGAAUUUGACAGCAGUGAAGUCAGGAGGCACUUCUGAUAGCUUUGUAAAGGGCUACCUGCUCCCUGAUGAUAGCAAAGCCACCAAGCAUAAAACUCUGGUAAUAAAAAAGAGUGUUAACCCUCAGUGGAAUCAUACUUUCACGUUCAGUGGCCUGCAUCCCCAGGAUAUAAAGAAUGUUUGCCUAGAACUUACCAUCUGGGACAAGGAGGCCUUAUCCAGCAACAUCUUUCUGGGAGGAGUUCGUUUGAAUUCUGGAAGUGGUGUGAGCCAUGGGAAGACUGUGGAUUGGAUGGACUCUCAGGGAGAAGAGCAACGCCUUUGGCAGAAGAUGGCUGACAAUCCUGGGACUUCCGUAGAGGGUAUACUCAUGCUUCGUUCCAGCAUGGGGAAGCGUCGGCUCUGA
This is a messenger RNA of Molossus molossus (Pallas's mastiff bat), 2265 nucleotides long. It is a transcript of the gene SYTL5, whose product is annotated as synaptotagmin like 5. The record is from RefSeq and is a predicted model, not a curated record. Gene Ontology annotation, molecular function: neurexin family protein binding; phospholipid binding; small GTPase binding. Bases 1 to 2265 code for a protein of 754 amino acids. Lineage: Eukaryota; Metazoa; Chordata; Mammalia; Chiroptera; Molossidae. Gene Ontology annotation, biological process: exocytosis; intracellular protein transport. Gene Ontology annotation, cellular component: exocytic vesicle; plasma membrane. The transcript has 17 exons.